CAGCCUGUUGUGGUUCUACUUGAGAAGCACAGGGCCCCCCAGCGCCUCUGCAGCCUGUGACACCCAGGCCAGCUUUUCAGCAUUCAAACUUAGAAGACUCCAAACUGAAAAAGUAUAGAGACGAAAAGUCUAGUCUCCCCAGCCCUGGAUACAGCCACUGAAAGUAUUUGGUCUAUUUCCUGCUCGGCAUUUUCCUACACACACUUCUUGGCACCCUAAGUCUGGAUAUUCCGGGCCGAGUGGGGGCUGGUAUCUGCACCUUCGCGUAUCUCCGCUGGUAUCUUGUCCUGGAAGGGUCUUGGGGUGGGGGUGAAGGACACGACGUCAACAUUGCUGCCCCCUGUGGCUCUCCCGGGAGAGUUAGCCACCCUGGGUCGGGCCAUCUAGAUAGGAGAGGCGGGACAAAGCAACAGCAGCGCUCCGGUGGAUUCACCCGGACGUACUAUCCCGGGGUCUCCCCGCCUGUAAGGCCGCAAGGUCGCUGUGGGUCCGGGCCCCUCGCAGGCUGUCGGGGUUCGGGCAGGGGCGGGGCGCGCCGCGCGUUGCGUUUCCGGGAGGAGCGGCCCGUCUGCGGCAGGUGCGGCGGUGCGGCUCGCAGGUAGGUAUUGGUUCGCAGGUCCCGCGGCUGGGGUUCCAGCGCCGCACCUGCCGGGCUUCCCUAACCCCAACCCCGGGAUCUCCGCCCCGGUGGUCGCACCUUCGGGCUGUUGUGUGGAGUGGCGACCGCACGCGUCUGUCUGGGACGGCUGUGUUCCCGAGCACCCACUAGAGCCAAGAUUUGCUCCUAUGGCCAGCCCCGGGCAGCCUGCGCCUGGGGAGGGCCAGCAGGAAGAGGAGACAGAGGGAGUCUCAGCAGGGCAUCGUGCAGAGGUGCUGCGGCAGGCCCAGGAGCUCUUCCUGCUGUGUGACAAGGACGCUAAGGGCUUCAUCACUAGGCGGGACUUACAGGGCCUACAGAGUGAUCUGCCCCUUACGCCUGAGCAGUUGGAGGCUGUGUUUGAAAGUCUGGACCAGGCCCACACUGGCUUCCUCACAGCCCGGGAGUUCUGCCUAGGCCUGGGGAAGUUUGUGGGGGUGGAGUGGGCCCAAAGUGGGUCCUCCUUGAGGACGCCUGAGGAAACCUUUGAGUCAAGCACAGGGGGCUCUCUGGAAGAGGACGACGAUGUUGAGACAUUCUGCACUUCUUUAGAGAAGCUGGGAGUGGCCCGGGUUCUGGGCGAGCAAUGGGCGGUGAGGACACUCUGGGUCGGGCUGCAGCGCGAGCGACCCGAGCUGCUGGGCUCCCUGGAGGAAGUUCUGAUGCGAGCGUCGGCCUGCCUGGAGGCGGCGGCCCGGGAGCGCGACGGUUUGGAGCAGGCGCUGCGGCGGCGGGAGAGUGAGCACGAGAGGGAGGUGCGCGGACUCUACGAAGAGCUGGAGCAGCAGCUCGGGGAGCAGCGACACCGCGGCCGGAGCCAGAAACUAGCCCAGGAGGAACAGAGGGGCCACCUGGAACUGGAGCUGCAGACCCGCGAGCAGGAGCUGGAGCGCGCAGGCCUGCGGCAGCGGGAGCUGGAACAGCAGCUUCAGGCUCGGACUGCGGAGCAGCUAGAGGCACAGGCCCAGCACACCCAGCUGCGUAGGGCCUAUGAGGCCGUGCGAGCACAGCUGGAUCAGGCGCAAGAGCAGCUCAGCCGACUGGAGGGCGAAGCGCAGGGUCGUCAGGAGCAAACCCAAAGAGAUGUGGUUGCUGUCUCCAGGAACAUGCAGAAGGAGAAACUCAGCCUCCUAAGACAGCUGGAGCUGCUGAGGGAGCUGAACGUGCGGCUUCGGGAUGAGAGAGAUGCCAGUGAGACUAAGCUGCUGGGCAGCAGUCACAGGAAGGCUCUAGCUAUUGCCCACAAGCCUGGGCCCACCUACUGCUGCUGCUGCUGUGGCUGGGCUCGGCCCCCCAGAAGAGGUUCUGGCCAUCUUCCCAGUGCGCGAUGACCAGCCCCAAAUGACUCACUGGGACUUUCUUUUGACCAGAAGGCAUCACCUGCCUGAAGGAGCUAACCUCUGAGUGGUCAAGGCCUUCCGUCUCCAUCCUGUCUUCAUCUCUGUUUAGCGGACCAAUAAAGGCCACUGACCACUGUG
Arvicola amphibius (Eurasian water vole) is the source of this 2115-nucleotide messenger RNA. It is a transcript of the gene Cracr2b, whose product is annotated as calcium release activated channel regulator 2B. Gene Ontology annotation, molecular function: calcium ion binding. NCBI's taxonomy places the organism in Eukaryota, Metazoa, Chordata, Mammalia, Rodentia, Cricetidae. The transcript is spliced from 11 exons. The record is from RefSeq and is a predicted model, not a curated record. The coding region runs from base 787 to 1968 and encodes 393 amino acids.